AAAUUUUUGACAGUUCACAAUCAAUCGAUUGACAGAAGUUUCUGUUUUGUGCAAAGCCAAUUUUGAAGAAGAAAGAAAGUCGAGAAUAACGGAAAAUUAAUUUCAACCAAUUUAUUGAUCGUACUUUGACUGUGAACGGCAACCAAGGCCCGUUCACUCUCUUCCUUCUCGGUCUUCUAUCAUCGUUCGACCAGAAAUCGUCAAAGUCCCAACAGAACGCACGUUAUGGACGGCGAAAACUCGGCCAGCGAUGAGAAUUCCAGCCCGGUUUACAAGUCAAAAGAAAAUUCAGAUAAACAUCACGGCGUGAACGGCAUUAGCAACGGAUACUCCGAUAAUAACAAACACAAAAGUCACAAAUCUUCCUCUGAUCAUAAAGAUAAACACCGCGACAGAGAACGCGACAAAGAUCAUCAUCGGGAUAAAAGUAAAAGUAAAGAUCAUAAAAGUUCGAGUCGCGACAAAGAUCGACAUAGUAGUUCAAAAGACAAAGAUAAACAUAGCUCGUCAUCGCAUAAAUCGUCAUCGAGCAAAGAUAAAGAAAAACAUCGGGAUAAAGACAGACAUAAGGACAAAUCGAAAGAUAAAGAUAGGGAGCAUAAAGAAAAAGAACAUAAAUCGAAAGAUAAAGAUCGCGAAAAGGAUAAAGAUAGGAGAGAUAAAGAAAAAGAUAGACAUAAAAGUAGUUCAUCUUCAUCGAAAGAUAAAGAGAAACAUAGAGACAAAGAUAAACACAGAGACAAAGAUGGGAAAGAUAGACACCAUUCCUCUUCUAGAUCGAGAGAUAAAGACAAGGAUAGAAAAGAAAAAGAAAAUAGAGAUAGAAAAACAUCGGAUCAAAAAUACGAAUCAAAACGAGUUAAAACUUUAUCGGAUUCGUCGAAAGAAGAUUCCGUAGACGAAGACGAUCAAAAGUUAGUGAUCAAAGAGGAAGUUGAUUCGCAGAAUAGCGACGAUCAUAAAUUGGUGAUCAAAGAAGAAAAUAGUGACGAUCAAAACAUUUCGCAAGCAAGCAGUUGCGAUUAUAACUUAUCUCAAUUUAAAGAGGAAUCGAAAUUUGACGGUUACGAUGAUGACGAUGACGAUUACAAAGAUAAUUCGCAACUAAAAACGACGUUUAAAGAUGAAGAUGAGGCCGACGACGGCGAAGAAAAUGAAAAUGAAGAAGCAGCACCAGAAGAAGAAAGUGAAGAAGAUGACAUUCCCAUUGCAAAACGGAUACCGUCGAAGAGAAAGAUGGAAGAUAGUGAGGACGAAGAAGAUGAUAUUCCGCUAGGGAAACGAAAAAAAGCGAAAAAAGAAAAGAAAAGUAGUAGCAAAAAGAGAAGACAUCGUCAAAACGAUUAUGAUGAAGACGAGGAGGACGAAGAUGAGGAGGAGGAUGAAAAACCAGUCAAAAGGGAGAAGAAGAGUAGUAAGACGAAAACUAAAGUGAAGGAGAUAAAAAUCGAAGAUGGUGCUGCACCUAAAAAACGGAAGAAGAAGGAGGAAGAAGAACAGGAAGUUUGGAAAUGGUGGGAAGAAGAUAAACGACAAGACGGUGUAAAAUGGUCAUUUCUUGAACACAAAGGUCCCGUGUUUGCACCACCAUACGAAAGGCUACCAAAAGAUGUAAAAUUCUUUUACGACGGCGACGAAAUGAAACUUUCCGAAGAAACGGAAGAAGUUGCUGGUUUCUAUGCAAAAAUGCUUGACCACGAUUACACGACAAAAGACAUCUUCAACAACAAUUUCUUUAAAGACUGGCGCAAAGUUAUGACUGAUAAAGAACGCUCGAAAAUAACAAAUCUUAGUAAAUGCAAUUUUAAACAGAUGCAUGCUUAUUUCAUGGAUAUCGCUGAAAAGAAUCGAAAUCGAACGAAAGAAGAGAAACAAGCACUCAAAGAAAAAAAUGAAGCGAUUUUAAAAGAAUACGGUUUUUGUACCAUUGAUGGUCAUCGCGAGAAAAUCGGGAAUUUUAAAAUUGAACCCCCCGGAUUGUUUCGUGGUCGUGGGGAACAUCCAAAAAUGGGAAUGUUAAAAAGGAGAGUUCAGCCGGAAGAUGUCUUAAUUAAUUGUAGUAAAGAUUCGAAAAUUCCUGUUGCGCCAGAAGGUCAUAAAUGGAAGGAGGUUCGCCAUGAUUCUGGCGUUACUUGGUUAGCUUCCUGGACCGAAAACGUACAAAAUCAAGUUAAAUAUGUUAUGUUAAAUCCCAGUUCGAAAUUAAAAGGCGAAAAAGAUUGGCAAAAAUAUGAAACGGCGCGUCGUUUACAUAAAUGUAUCGAUAAAAUCCGAAAGGAAUACCAAUUAGACUGGAAAUCAAAAGAGAUGCGCAUCCGACAAAGAGCUGUGGCACUUUACUUCAUUGAUAAAUUAGCAUUAAGAGCUGGAAAUGAAAAAGAUGAAGAUCAAGCGGAUACCGUCGGUUGUUGUUCGCUCCGCGUUGAACAUAUUCAAUUAUUAGAACAUAAAGAUGAUAAAGAUUAUGUUGUCGUUUUUGAUUUUCUCGGUAAAGAUUCAAUUCGUUAUUACAACGAAGUUCCAGUUGAAAAAAGAGUUUUUAAAAAUUUACAACUGUUUAUGGAAAAUAAAUCAACAGGCGAUGACCUUUUCGAUCGUUUAAACACCACCGUUAUGAACAAACAUCUUAACGAAUUAAUGGAAGGUUUAACAGCGAAAGUUUUUCGUACUUAUAACGCUUCCAUAACAUUACAACAACAAUUAGACAAAUUAACUAAUCCUGACGAUUCGGUUACAGAAAAAAUUUUAGCUUACAACCGCGCGAAUAGAGCGGUUGCUAUUUUAUGUAACCAUCAACGUUCGGUGCCGAAAAGUCAUCAAAAAUCAAUGGAAAAAUUAAAAGAGAAAAUCACCGCGAAAAAAGAUGCAAUUUCCGAUGCAGAACGACAGGUUAAGGAUGCACAAAGAGAAGCGAAACGAGGGAGUGUUAAAGAAAAAGUUGUUUUGGAUAAGAAAAAGAAAGCUUUGCAACGUUUAAAAGAACAAUUAUUAAAGUUGGAGGUUCAAGAAACUGAUCGUGAUGAGAAUAAAACAAUCGCUUUGGGAACGUCUAAAUUGAAUUAUUUAGAUCCGAGAAUUUCCGUUGCUUGGUGUAAAAAAUAUGAUGUCCCAAUUGAUAAGAUUUAUAACAAAACUCAAAGAGAUAAGUUUCGUUGGGCUAUUGAUAUGGCUGGACCGGAUUAUAUCUUUUAAAAAGAAAGGUAAAAAUAUUAAUGAAUUAUUUAAAAAAAUAGGAGUAAUUGGUUUGGUCCUGAA
Onthophagus taurus is the source of this 3255-nucleotide messenger RNA. It is a transcript of the gene Top1, whose product is annotated as DNA topoisomerase 1. Gene Ontology annotation, cellular component: nucleolus; chromosome. Gene Ontology annotation, molecular function: DNA binding; DNA topoisomerase type I (single strand cut, ATP-independent) activity. The record is from RefSeq and is a predicted model, not a curated record. NCBI's taxonomy places the organism in Eukaryota, Metazoa, Arthropoda, Insecta, Coleoptera, Scarabaeidae. Gene Ontology annotation, biological process: DNA replication; DNA topological change; chromosome segregation.